Scleropages formosus (Asian bonytongue) is the source of this 1301-nucleotide messenger RNA. It is a transcript of the gene slc35d3, whose product is annotated as solute carrier family 35 member D3. NCBI's taxonomy places the organism in Eukaryota, Metazoa, Chordata, Actinopteri, Osteoglossiformes, Osteoglossidae. The record is from RefSeq and is a predicted model, not a curated record. Bases 1 to 1254 code for a protein of 417 amino acids. The transcript has 2 exons.
AUGGAAGUGUGCAAGGGUCGCCUUCUGGGCAUCUCCGUGGCGGUGGCCCACGGCUUCUUCUCGGGCUCCCUCAACAUCCUGCUCAAGUUCCUCAUCACGACCUUCAGCUUCAGGUUCCUCACCCUGGUGCAGUGCCUCACGAGCGGCACGGCGGCGCUCAGUCUCGAGCUGCUGCGCAGGUCCGGCAAGGUGGACGUGCCCCCCUACAGCCUCCAGCUGGCCAAGGUGUUCGCGAGCGUGUGCGUGCUGUCCACGCUGCAGUCCACGCUCACGCUCUGGUCGCUGCGCGGCCUCAGCCUGCCCAUGUACGUGGUGUUCAAGCGCUGCCUGCCGCUCGUCACCCUCGUCAUCGGGGUCUGUGUGCUGAAGAACGCGACGCCGUCCGUCGGGGUGGUGGCGGCGGUGCUCAUCACGACCGGGGGAGCCGCGCUAGCCGGAGCGGGAGACCUAACGGGAAACCCCUUCGGGUACGUGACGGGGGUCCUGGCGGUGAUCAUCCACGCCUCCUACCUAGUGCUCAUCCAGAAAACGAGCGCAGACAGCGACUACGGGCCGCUGACAGCCCAGUACGCCAUCGCCAUCACAGCCACUCCAGUGUUACUCAUCUGCUCCUUCAUCAGCAUGGACGCCAUCGAGAUGUGGUCUUACUCUGGUUGGGCCAACCCUUACGUCACCUGCCUCUUCAUCGCCUCCAUCUUCAUCGGAGGGGCCAUGAACUUCACGACUCUCCACUGCACCUACAUAAACUCGGCGGUCACCACCAGCUUUGUCGGGGUGGUCAAGAGCAUCGUCACGAUCACGGUGGGCAUGCUGGCCUUCAGCGACGUGGAUCCCACCAACCUCUUUGUGGCUGGGGUGGUGGUCAACACCGUGGGAUCCGUCACCUACUGUGUGGUCAAGUACUUCGAGACCAAGAAGAAAAGCAGCUAUCAGGAUCUUGAGGAGGCCAGCAAGGACCAGGAAUUGCCUGGACAGCCUUACACCGAAGAGAAAAGCCCCAACGGAGACACCGGGACGUCCCUUACUGGACCUCUGGGGGGGACCGUGGACGUGAGCAGCCAAUCAGAGCAUCCGGUCACCAAAAACAGCAAAUCAGAGUUCAUCGAACUGCAUAAGGAGGUCAGCCAGGCGAAGAACGAGACGGACGGCUCAUCUCUGAGCGACAGUUACGUUGGAGUGUGGCGAUCCGUCCGUAACGCGAAGUUCUUGAAGAAGGACACAUUAAUUGACAACGAGGAGCUCCAGAGUCCCUGAGGACAGCUCUUUCUGUUUGGAAAGGCUGCAUGUCAUGCUGUUGUCAC